This is a messenger RNA of Purpureocillium lilacinum, 1479 nucleotides long. RefSeq lists its product as uncharacterized. Gene Ontology annotation, molecular function: N-acetyltransferase activity. Lineage: Eukaryota; Fungi; Ascomycota; Sordariomycetes; Hypocreales; Ophiocordycipitaceae. The record is from RefSeq and is a predicted model, not a curated record.
AUGUCCCCCGCCGCUGAACCCACGCCAUUGCGGCGCCUGUCGCACAUUGAGCACUUCUCGUCCACGCGCCACCACAUUGGCAUCUACCGCUGCGUCACGGUGACCUGCAGGUAUCAAGCAAACGCUUCGUCAGCUGCGCAAGCCCAAUUGGAUACGGCCAAGCUGUAUCCGGCUCUUGCAACCGUCGUCGCCGCCCAGCCUAUGCUCCGCGUCGGCAUCUUGGGCCAGGACACUAACAAGGCCCAUUUCUCUCAUCUGAAGGAAGUUGACCUGCGCAACCACGUCUUCUUCAAGACUCUUGCGUGCGAAUCGGCGGAAAAGUACGAGGCGCUCGUCGCUGAGCAGCAGGGAUGGCACCACGAUCAGCUGUGGCCGGACCUUGAGACGCGGCCGCCAUGGCGCCUGGCGGUCCUGCAACCCGGACCCGACAUCAACCAAGAAAUCCAGUCCGUUGACCUUGUCUUCGCGUUCCACCACUCCCUCAUGGAUGGGACCAGCGGUAGAAGGUUCCAUGAGCUGCUCUUGGCUGCGCUGAACGACCCGUCCCAGCCAUCCUGCAGCUCUCCUGAUGCGCCUCAUCUGCUCUCAUUCCCAAACGCCCCCAAGCUCCCAGAGGCGCAAGAGGAUGUCAUUCCCUUCACCAACAGCAUUCCCUAUGUGGCCAAGACGCUUUGGACCGAGCUCGGCCCCGACAUGCUGAAGCCGCGCAAGAUUGUCCCGUGGCACGGCAAAGCCAUUGACUUCAGCAUACCGCACAAAACUCGCGUGCGCCCCGUCGACAUCCCGCACGAGGUCAUUGGCAGCCUCCUCAAAGCUUGCCGAGAGCAUUCGACAACCCUCACUGGCUUGUUCCACGCGCUGACGCUCGUGUCCUACGCACGCAAUCUCGCAACUGACGAGGCCAAAUCGUUCGCUGCCAGCACGCCCAUCAAUCUGCGCCCAUACUUUGGCCCCAACGCCGAUCCCGAACUCAAGGACCUUCUCCGCUGUCUCAUCACCAGCUUCUCGCAUGAGUAUUCGGCAGAAGCGGUCGCCGCCGUUCGCCGACCCGAAACAGACCUCGACGCACUCAUUUGGCAGAAUGCAAAGCGGAUCAAGACGGAGCUCGUCGAGAGGCUCGCCACUCUGCCCAAGGACGACAUAAACGGCCUCCUAAAAUACGUAGGCGACUGGUUCGACUUUUGGGAGAAGAAGAAGGGCAAGACUCGCUCCGAGUCAUGGGAAGUGAGCAACAUUGGCGUCUUGCCGAGGCCGCCACCCGACGCGACAUGGGCCAUUACGCGGCUGCUCUUCACCAACGGCUCCAUGGUCGCCGGCCCUGCGCUGGGCGUUAACAUUGCGAGCGCCGAGAAGGGCAUCCUCACGGCUGGGAUCUCGUGGCAAGAUACGGUCGUCCCCGAUGAGCUGGUCGACAGCCUGGAACGGGACCUCAAGGCGUACACGCAGCGCCUCCACGAGACGGGCAAAUUCGGCGCAUAG